Molecule: messenger RNA, 493 nt
Organism: Stomoxys calcitrans (stable fly)
Lineage: Eukaryota; Metazoa; Arthropoda; Insecta; Diptera; Muscidae
Product: PR domain zinc finger protein 2-like
Exons: 2
Coding region: 41-493 (150 amino acids)
Biological process (GO): transcription initiation at RNA polymerase III promoter; transcription by RNA polymerase II
Cellular component (GO): nucleus
Source: RefSeq, a predicted model, not a curated record
AACAAUUCAACUUAUUACUUCUAUUAUUUAAAUUAUAACAAUGCGUAAGGCUCAAAAUCUAAAAGUUCAAGCUAUUCAAAAGGAACAAAAGCAACUUGUUCAAAUAGAAAAAUUGCUGGAAGAGAUUUUGGGCGAUAUAAAUGAAAAUAUCAACACAUUAAAGGUAGAAGAACUACAGCUUAAAUCCAGUUUAGUGGAACACAUUACUGGCAGUUUCUCUAGAACAGCAGAGCCACAACCCUCAACCUCAUCUCAGGCUGCUGCAGCUGCUGUUGCUACCGCUGCAGACAUUGAACCUGAUUGUCCCUCUACUAUACUUAUGGCCACAGCUCCCAACGAGAUGAUUGAUGAGAGAAUAAACAAGCAAUUAUUGGACAUAGAAUCCUUAGUGGUAAAUAUUAAAAAUAAAUCUCGAAUGGAUGAAGAGGAGGAGGAAGAUGAAAGUACAAGCGAAGAGGAAGAUGACGCCGAUGAGGAAUUUCUGCCUGAAUAA